AUGGCUUCCGAGUUUAUUGGCUACAAUGUGUCUCUGACCUUGAGAGAACCCCCGGGCGGAAAGUUACUCGGCCAGGUUGCCAAUGUAAUCGGACAGCAACUACUACUUCAAAAUGUCACACUCUGGAAUGGCCAGCGCCUGCCUCACUUCACCAUUGACGCUUCUGUCAUCAUCGAUCUUAAUCUGGAAGCGAAUACUUCGGCCCCUUCGCAGCGCCACCAUAUCCCUCAACCUCCAGCCCAGCACCAUGCAGCAGCUCCCAUAGCCCUUGCUCAAGCACCUAUUUCACAGCAACAGUUCAUGGACCCGGCCAUUUUGAGUUUCUCCAAAGGCUCUCGCAUGAAUGCCAACCAAAGCGCCGAGAAUCCCCCGCCAAACCGAGGACACCAAGCAGUACAAGACGUGGUUUCAGCCUCUCUGAAUGAGCCCUUCAGUAGCUUGGAAGUGAACACAGAUGGUGGCAAGGAUGGACUCCAAAAGCCCGUCCAGAAACAACUGCUUCAAAGUCCUCAGGAAUUGUCACCUAUGAAGCAGACCCCAAAGCGCAAUCGCCGUGCCAACCAAGGAAACGAAGAUCGAGGAUAUGCCAGUAAGCAUGGCGCUGCAGCAAGUACCAACCCGAAGAGCAAGGGCUGGCGCCAGACUGCAUUUGUGGAGCCAGCGGGCCCUGCAUUCCAAGAUUCACCUGAGAUGGUUUCCCGACCUGGAGCAAAGCUCCGCAAGAAGAGAUCGCGCCGAUAUGCCGAGGAUCCCAGUGACUGGGCUACCGAGGAUGCGACUGACAUCCAGGAGCUUGGCGAAUUUGACUUCGAAAGCAACCUCUCUAAAUUCGAUAAGCGGACAGUGUUUGAGCAGAUUCGAAACGAUGACACCACCGCAGAUGAAGAACGUCUGGUUAGUUUCAACCGCAGAAUCAAACCUGGUACAAAUGGCGGGAAAAACCUACAUUGGACCGAGAAUGUGCUUGAUAGUCCCCAGAGCAGUGACUCAAACGGUGAAAUGGAAGGAAUGAGUGAAAUGAAGUUGAGCAAUGAUAACUUGCCCGGGCGGGAACGGUCAAGAGGAUCCUCGCAUAUCCAACCUUCUCGCAAGGACAGCGCUGGCCAGGCCGUGCCAAUGGUGCCGCAACUCAGUGCGCUUGGCCGCAGCCAACUCCAUGUUAAUAUUUCUCGUACCACGAGUCCCCGCCCAAGUCGAUCCUCAGCGUCACCUAUGAUUGCCCCAAAUGUUUCAGGUAUUGGUUCGCUCAGACUCACAACCACGAAUCGCAGCUGCCCGACUGUGAGUCCUCUCCAAACUCUAGAGAUCGAACAGAUUUCUGUGGCAGAGUUUGGAAUCGCCGAUGAGAUCAUAACUGAAAAUGCAGGCCGAGGUAUCGCGGAAGCUGCUGUGUCACUUCUUACUAACGAUGCGGCUGCACCCACCAUUCUGAUCAUCACCGGUAACCACCGCACUGGGGCUCGGGCUAUUGCCGCUGCUCGUCACCUCCGUAACCGCGGUCACCGUGUGACUAUGUGCUUGCUAGGUCUAGAGCACGAGGCUGAAUUACUGGAGAACUGCCGCAAGCAACUUGACAUCUUCCGCAAGAUCGGAGGACGGGUGCUCAAAUGGGAAGAACUGUCGGCUCGACUCGCUACCGCAGACCUGGGACCCGAUCUGGUCAUUGAUGCCUUGCUCGGUAUGCACCUUUCCUUCGACGACCUCCGUACGGACGACCAAGGUGUCGCCUUCGAAAUGAUUUCCUGGAUGAACCGAAGCAACGUCCACGUUCUUUCCGUAGACGUCCCAUCCGGACUGAACGCCUCAACUGGCGAAAUGACCCUAGCCGAAGGUGGUCGACUUUGCGUCAAUGCCACUUCCGUGGUAUGUCUGGGCGCCCCUAAGACCGGUGUCCUCAAUGCCCUCCUUUCAGGCGAAAGACCCUCCUGGAACGUUUCAGUUGCAGACAUUGGAAUUCCGCAGAUUGUCUGGAGAAAGUAUGGAACCCGCCGUCGACAUGGAAUCGAUUUUGGGAACAAGUGGGUGGUUCCCUUGAAGUUUCAAUCCCCGCUCCCUUAA
This is a messenger RNA of Penicillium nucicola, 2058 nucleotides long. RefSeq names its product mRNA decapping enhancer EDC3. Gene Ontology annotation, molecular function: mRNA binding. Bases 1 to 2058 code for a protein of 685 amino acids. The record is from RefSeq and is a predicted model, not a curated record. Lineage: Eukaryota; Fungi; Ascomycota; Eurotiomycetes; Eurotiales; Aspergillaceae. Gene Ontology annotation, cellular component: P-body. The transcript has 3 exons. Gene Ontology annotation, biological process: P-body assembly; deadenylation-independent decapping of nuclear-transcribed mRNA.